AUGGACAAUAUGGACCAGUCGGUCGAGCAGCCCCGGGAUGCAAACGUGCCAAAGCUUCCAGGAUAUGGUCUCCCCGUGGACUUUAUGCCGCCGAAAGGGGAACGGUUCCCAGUCCUGGUUGGCGAUAGAGACGACGGCUGGCUUGCUGCUACCCUUACCAGACGAGAAUCUUGCAUGCUCAAGGUGAUGGAGGACCUCACAAACAAGCCAGAUUGGUGGCGCAAGGUUCGCGAUCCAAGUAUUGCCGCUCGGUGGAAGGACGAGAUUCUCGCUGUAGACUGGGCGGCCCAUCAUCCCUAUGCUGAUUUUACACCCAAAAUGGCCGAUGCGUGCAUCGAAGAGCUGCUGAAAAAGGCUCAUCUAUAUGAGGCAACGUCGCUGAUUCCUGUCCUUGACUAUUCCGCUGCUGUGAUCAAGUCCGACGCCCUCGUGCCAGACAGCCUGCUGCAGGAGCUCUCGCAAGCUGUCAAGGUGCUCGAAGAAGUUCCUGACGACGAAAAGGACUGGCACCCGGGAUCUGACCGCAAGGUGCUCGAUCUGGUGCAUCCUUCUCUCUAUCCGCUAACGUAUGGACGGUCGCGGAUAUUGCCGGCCAAGGAGAUCAAUGCCCAAGACUGCCUGGAUCAUGCGGGCAGCGGUGAGAUUAUCCCACGGCCCGAUGCCGGCGAUUUGCAACGCUGGGGCAAUGAGGAAGCCUUUUCGUGCAAUUACCAGUGGCUGCCCUCCAACGUCGCAAUCGGCCAGGAGGGAGAUGCAAGCAUCACCAGCUACAUCAACAACCUGCAUCCGGUCAAGCACAGAAACAUUUACCCCAUCAUCGAGCGCUUCAUCACCAAGUCCCUGCCAGCCUGGGAUCUGAUCUAUCGCUGGCCCGAUGACAUGAUGUUCCAGCGGCUAUCUACCGCCGUGGUUGGUCCCGAGUGCUCGACCGAGGAAGCCUGUGCUGAAUCGUAUGAGUGUUUGCCGUCCAACAGACCUCUCGACGAGGACGAGCCGCCGCGUGAGGAGGAUGAAGAGGAGGACGAUGGCUACGACGAAUCAGAGCGCAGCCGGCGGGACAUCAAGUGGUUCAUGGAGACGCACCCGGCCAUGCUGCCGGAUGCCGUUUUGACCGCCGAGGCAAGCAGUGACGAACAGAAGCAACGCUUGUUUAGCGUGACCCCGGAUAUGGUCAAGACCAGCGGGUUUUUCAACUCGGCCCAGCGGCUUCAAGUCAUUGUCAAGCUCGCAAGCAUACACCUGACGCCCCAAAAUCCCAGAUACGACGGCGGCUCGUGGCACAUAGAAGGCCAGCUCAACGAGCACAUAUGCGCCACGGCGCUGUACUACUACGACAGCGACAACAUCUCCGAGUCACGCCUUGCCUUUCGCACAUCUGCCGACACCGAGGAGCUCAGCUUCAACCUCGACUACAAACAAGGCGACGUGCGUUCCAUUGCGAGGACAUUUGCCGUCGACCAGGAACACGAGGCUUCCACCUUGCAGGACGUGGGCUCGGUGCUCACGAAGCAGGGCCGGGCCAUCUUCUUCCCCAACGUGCUUCAGCAUCAGGUGCAGCCAUUCUCGCUCGUCGACGAGACCCGGCCUGGCCACCGCAAGAUCCUGGCCCUUUUCCUGGUUGACCCCGCGAUCCCCGUCAUCUCCACGGCGAAUGUGCCUCCGCAGCAGCGUCAUUGGUGGCUCGCCCAAGAUAAUCUCCAGCGGGGAAGCCGACUUCCCCCGGAGAUUACGCAGAUGGUGCUGGACAACAUGCAUUUCGUCAUUGGCGACGACGAGGCGAAACGUGUCCGGAAGGAACUCAUGUCGGAACGAACCAAGAUGCAACGCGGUGCAACCGAGACCCUCAAACAAGUCAAUUUCAACUUUUGCGAACACUGA
Ustilaginoidea virens is the source of this 1878-nucleotide messenger RNA. RefSeq lists its product as uncharacterized. NCBI's taxonomy places the organism in Eukaryota, Fungi, Ascomycota, Sordariomycetes, Hypocreales, Clavicipitaceae. Bases 1 to 1878 code for a protein of 625 amino acids. The transcript is spliced from 2 exons. The record is from RefSeq and is a predicted model, not a curated record.